Molecule: messenger RNA, 6277 nt
Organism: Bombyx mori (domestic silkworm)
Lineage: Eukaryota; Metazoa; Arthropoda; Insecta; Lepidoptera; Bombycidae
Product: carnosine N-methyltransferase
Exons: 8
Coding region: 179-1345 (388 amino acids)
Biological process (GO): carnosine metabolic process
Cellular component (GO): cytosol; nucleus
Molecular function (GO): carnosine N-methyltransferase activity
Source: RefSeq, a predicted model, not a curated record
ACUGUCAUUUAUACUGUUUUCGCAGGUUACAGUACAUACAACUUACAAUAGAUUUUACAACAAAAAAAAGAUAAAGACACCUGCGUUAAUAUUGUGAUAAUUAAUUAGAUACGUAAAUUAUCAAACGGUUAUUCGUUAUUAUUGUUUAAUAGUUAAGGUUAAAUUACAAGUCUUUGAAAUGUCUUCCAUUCCGGCUUCCGAGGAAAUUGAUGAGGCGAAGGAGCGUGAGCACUUUAGGGCGGUUGUAAAUGCAUUCAAAUAUUACAAGCUAUGUAGUUUGGAUCGUAUACAUAAAUCUGAAAAGAUAAUUAAGUCACUAUCUCAACACCAUCAAAGGCACCUGGAUAAGUACAAAACUUAUUUAACUAGAUUCAAGAAAUGUCUUGACAUUAAUAAUAGUGUUGUUAAUUUGAUAAUUAAAGAUGUGGAUAAAAUGUUUGAGAAUGUCGAUCAUAGUAUGACAGAAAGUUCUGGAGCCAAUGGUACUGAGAGUUUUGGAUGUAAUUAUAAUAAUUGUGAGAUAUCAUCGCAAAAACAACAUAAAAUGCAGCAUGAUGUUGAGAAGGUGCAGUCAGUAUUAAAAAAUAUUGUGCGAGAUUGGAGCGACAUUGGAGCCCCGGAAAGGGAACAAUGCUACAAACCCAUACUGGACGAGAUCGAGAAAAGAUUUCCCCCAGAGAAAUGCAGUGACACUGUGGUCCGCGUGCUGGUGCCCGGUGCCGGUCUGGGCAGGCUCGCUUGGGAGAUAUCGAAACGCGGCUAUACAACGCAGGGCAACGAAUUCUCAUUGUUCAUGCUGUUUGCAAGUAAUUUUGUGCUUAAUCGGUGCCCCGAGGCGAACAAAUAUACGGUCCACCCGUGGUUACACCAGUACGUCAACAACCUGAGCUGCGAGCACCAGCUGUUGGGCGUGAAGUUCCCUGACGUGAGGCCGUCGGGAGACAGGCCCAAUCCGAAUUUUUCUAUGGCCGCUGGAGACUUUCUUAAGGUCUACACCGAAGUGGACGAGUGGUCGUGCGUGGUGACGUGCUUCUUCAUCGACUGCGCUCCCAACGUCAUCGAGUUCGUCGAGAGGAUAUACGAGAUAUUAGUGCCGGGAGGGAUCUGGAUCAACCUGGGACCCUUGCUGUAUCACUACAGCGACAUGCCGACCGAAAACAGUGUCGAGCCGCCCUACGAUAUACUCAUAGAAAUAAUAAGAGAUGUGGGAUUUGAUGUUCUGGAAGAGCGGACGGGCGUCAAGACGAAAUACGCCCAGAACCCAAACUCUAUGCUUCAGCACGAAUACGAAUCUGUUUUCUUCGUCUGCAGGAAGCCUUACACCGCACUACGGGACAAACUUUAAAUUAAAAGAACUUAUUGAGCAUCAAUAUAAGUCGGUCCACGGCAAAGAAAAAGUUUGGAUAGCUUGAAUUAUCUUCUGAACGGUUAGUAUACACCGAUGAUGAACGUUCAUAGUGUAUGCGUUAUGCAGUAAACUUGCUCAGAACAUCAUAGCUUUGUGAGGCACAGGUGUUCGCUAUCAAUCAGCCACAUUAGUUUUAUUUAUGUGAACCAUACUAGAGGCUUAGGGAUGGAAUUUAAAAAAAAAAACUCAGUGCUUCUCUAGGGAGCUUGUGGAAUGAUAUCAUAAACAUUAAGUACCCUAGUUUUUAAAUCAAUUAUUGAAGGAGAUAUGUUUUUUUUUUUGGCGGGAAUGCGAGGAUUGAAUUUGUAUCAUUUGUUUUGUUUUGUCUAUUUAGUGUUUCUUCAGGUUUAAAUGUGUAAUAACGGUGGUUUAUUAACUGUUUAAUAUCUGUGAAAGUGCACAAAAAUUUGGGAAAAUGAAAUAAAGCCGCCGGAUGUAACUUUUAGGGAUCCUUCAAAAAGUCCACUGAAAAAAUCUCAGUAAAUGACCACUAUUUUACUGAGAUUAUAUUUCAUCCCAUAUCAUCUCAUCUCAUUUAAUUUCAUCCCAGUUGAUUAAUAUCUCAAAUUAAUCACCUUCAUUUCAUUUCACUCCAUAUUAUCAUUUUUCAUAAAAAUAAGAAUAUAAAUUAAAAUAAGACAUGAUCUAAAGGUCUUAGUUACCAGGUCAAAAAAAUCAUUUUAAAAAACAAAUGAAGAAGAUAUUAUGUCGCAAAUCUAUAUAACAUAAUAGAGCUAGUUCAAUUUGGAAAGUUGAAUGAACAUCCGGCUUUAUGGUUAUUAAGAGAUAUAUUAGUAUUAAUCUGUUUCUCAUUGUCUUAGCUAAAAGAUAACAGGGUUGCCUUCAUAGAAGCCAGCGAUAACUACCUCAACCCAAGCGGGUGACAAUACUAAAUUUGUUAAACUAGCCUUACCUAAAUAUUUGUAACGUUAGGCAAUGCGUAUUUUGGGUUUAGGCUCGAAAGACCUGAAUCCAGGGUGUUAAAAUUUAAAUAGUGAAAUUUAAAAGGUGUCUGUACCCAAACAUUCUUUUACGGCCCCUUAAAGGACGAAAGCGAUUAAUAGUUUUUUUUUUAUGUCAAUCGUGAGUUAUCUCGCAUCACUAACCUCUUCAGAGACGAUUUUUUUAAAGUACAAAUAUUAACAUGAAUUUGAUUUAUUCUUUAUUGCGAUUUGUUUAUUUUAUAUUUAAAACAAUUGAAUGAGUAAAAAAAAGAUAACAAGCAUAUUAUUAUGUAGUAAAUAUUAAUAUAAAAAAAAAGUCCAUAUAUGUGGCCUUUUAGUGUAAGUUAAAAAUAAAAAAAACAAUUCAAAAACUCACACAUAUGUGCCAAUGUUUCUGAAGAGGUUAAACUUGAAUAAUGAUUAGUUUCAUUUUGAUUUAAUUCCAAAAUUGAGUUGUAAUCGGAUUAUUAGUAAAAUAAAUUUAGAUUUAGUACUACAUAUUUUUAAGACUAGCUUUUGCCCGCGACUUCGUCCGCGUGGAAUAGUAACUUUGGCAUGACGCUAAAUUUUACCCGCCUCUUCAUUUACGUAGAAAAUGGAAAUAUUUUUGAAUAUUAAAUAUUUGUAUUCUGUACCGCAUGUUCCAUGGGGAGUGCUCUGAGGAAUUGUUCGAGAUGAUACCAACGUCUCGUUUUUACCAUCGCACCACCCGCCACCGGAGUAGAGUUCAUCCAUACUACCUGGAGCCACUGCGGUCAUCCGCAGUGCGUUUCCAGAGAUCUUUCUUGCCCCGUACCAUCCGGCUAUGGAAUGAGCUCCCCUCCACGGUGUUUCCUGAGCGCUAUGACAAGUCCUUCUUCAAACGAGGCUUGUGGAGAGUAUUAAACGGUAGGCAGCGGCUUGGCACUGCCCCUGGUAUUGCUGACGUCCAUGACCGACGGUAACCACUCACCAUCAGGUGGGCCGUAUGCUCGUCUGCCUAUACGGCAAUAAAAAAAAGAAUAAUAGAAUGUUAGCUCUUGUAAAGGGGAACAAUUCUCUCAUACAUUACUUUAGCGAAACUAACCGUUUCCGCAGCGCACCCAGUGAAAACUCUCAAAAGGGAUUAAGGCCCCGAUUUUGAAACAUUAUUUAUUGGGGCUCCGCUUGCAUUGGUCUUAGCGUGAUGUUAUAUAGCCUAUAGCCUUCCUCGAUAAAUGGGCUAUCUAACACUGAAAUAAUUUUUCAAAUCGGACCAGUAGUUCCCGAGAUUAGCGCGUUCAAACAAACAAACUCUUCAGCUUUAUAUAUAAUAGAUAUAUAUAUAUAUAUAUAUAUAUAUAUAUAUAUAUAUAUAUAUAUAUAUAUAUAUAUAUAUAGAUUACACUUGUCGAAGAAGCGGCUUCGUUUCUGACACCAAUAUGCACCAUACCAUCAAAUGCGAUACAGUGUUAGAUGAAGAAGAUUAUUUUCCAUCUGUCACACCACUUAUUAACUCGGUUUUUUAUUUUUUUUUAUUGCUUAGAUGUGUGGACGAGCUCAUAGCCCACCUGGUGUUAAGUGGUUACUGGAGCCCAUAGACAUCUACAACGUAAACGCGCUACACACCUUGAGAUAUAGUUCUAAGGUCUCAGUGUAGUCACAACGGCUGCCCCACUCUUCAAACCGAAACGCAUUACUGCUUCACGGCAGAAAUAGGCGGUGUGUAGGUCACCGGUGACCUACACGACGCACUCAAGUAAUUAUAUCGAUUUGUGUUGCUGUUCGAAUUUAAGACACUGACAAAAUCAGUCAUUUGCUGUUGGCAGUGAUACUGACAGGUUCUACUGAAAGAUUUCGCGCCCGUUUAUAUUUAGCCGCGUAAUUAAAUAGGGAAUUCCCCGGUUAACAGGUUAAGCUAUUCGCUUUUUGGAAGGCCUCAAGAUCCGUUCAGUAGAGUUGCGUAACGAACGAACAAACAAACAAACAUCCAAAAAUUUUGUAUCGUUGUUCCAUUUAUGUAACUUUAAUUAAUUUUUUUUUUAAUUGCUUAAAAGGUGUGUCGUAUUGACAAGAGCGAUUUUUUUUUAAAGCAUUAUUAUCAGGCGGUUCGAUUAGUUAAUUUUUUUUCUAAUAUCUCUUCAAACGUGCCUACCUCUUAACUUAAAACAAAGUCUGUAUUUAGUAAUAUUUAAACCAACGAAAUUUGACUAACAAAAUUGUAUUAUUUUUGUAUUAAAAUUAAAUAACUGAAACGUUGUCUAUAGUAUUAGUAGUAAAUAUUUUUAAAGAAAAUGUUUAAAAGAAUUAAUAAUAGCAGAGUUUAAAAAUGAAUAGUAUUUUUGUUUAAUAUUAGCUUUCAUUAGAACUAAUGAGUUCAAAUAUUCAAAUAAUAAAUUUUCGAUGAUAAAAAACAGUAAAACAAUUAUGUCGAAAUGUUUGAUAAUUUAAUGCGCGUUUACGGAUUGAUUUCGUAAAUAACUAAUAACAAUAGUUCAAGUUUAUAGCUUAAGUUCUAGUUAUGGAGGGUAGAGGUAAGGAGAACCGUCUCAUAUGGGAGAAGCUUGAAAAAGUGUCCCACUUUCAGCACUAAAUAACAGUUCAAAAAUCCUCCAGAAUGGCGCUAGCAUAGGCACAGGGUAUGAUAUGAAUUGAGCAGUCGUUAACUGAUUGAAGUAUGCUGAGUUAGUAAAUUUAAUAUAUUUAAUGACUAGAGUAGUUAGUGACAGUGUAAUCACAUGUUUACGUAGUCAAAACGAAUUUCGUCAAUAUAACCUAAAAUUAUUGCUGUGGUAAAACGUGGAGACAUCGAUUGCAUUUUCUUAUCACCUUUAAAUACUUUUUGUGAUUUUGUAGUGCUGACAGUUCUUUCGUUAUUUUUUAUUUCUCUAUCUUAUUCUAAUAACUUUCAGCGCCUUUUUUAAAAUUUACCCGGUUGCUACUGUAGCGCCACCCUUAUUUAGCAGAUUUUAACGGACACUUUUUCACCCACAGAGACUGUUCUCCUUACCUCUACCCUCCAUAGUUGUAGAUUAUCUUGUAUCAGUUGCGCAUAGCCUGCUAAGGUUGUUAAAUUUAUGCAGUGAUUUUGACAAAUAUGAUCUGUCAGGUUCGCAAUUUACACUUCGCACCUAAAUUGUGCUGUCCCAUUCCCACUUCCCUUCGGUAAUCACUGCACCAGACGCGUAGUCAAGAGAAAAUUAUGUUAAGUUGAAGCUUUUCAGUUAUUGUCUCAAAAAAAAAGUCGACCGAAAUUGACUGCUACUUCCGUUUUAGGAAAAAGGUCUAUUAAAAAAAAAUCAGUAAAAAAUAAAAACGAAAAAAAAAUCAGGCAGAAUUCUAUCGAUGCAAUUGAAUGACAAUUACAUUUAUGACGUAUCUAUCCUCAUUAUAAUACAUACAUUUUCCAUAAGCUUAAUAAAAGACCUUAUUUUUGUCUGUUACAACUUAAGAGUUCUAUGUGAACUCUUAACAACUUACAAGUUGGUUAAGCUUGUGUUGUAGAACAGCUGUAACUGUUUAAUAUUUUUGUUGUGUGUAAAGAAGAAAUAAACAUCCAUUUGUUUUAAAGCUUAUCAAAAUGUUAAUAUUUGUUUAGUUACGUAAUAAGUCGUUUUCCGUUUGCUUUUCUUUUUCUCGUUCUGACAGCUGUCUAAAUUGUAAAUGUCAAAUUUUUUGUACUAAAAAUAUUCUACUGUUUAUGACACUUGAAUUUUUUAUUGUUGUUUGGGAUUAAUAGGCGAAUGUAUUAAGUAAUAGAUAGUUAAAAAAUAUUGUAUUGUUUCAAAGUAAGCUUUACAGCUUUAUCAUCAGACUGUAUUUGUAAACUUAAGUUGUUGAUAUAAAAAGUACACAAAAAAAUGGUUGUAAAAAAAUUAGUUGAAUUUCUGAACUUUGUUUAUCUUGUUUCAUUUAUUGUGAGCAAUGUUAAUAAGAGAUUAUACGUGUUUUUUUAUAUAAUAAAUAA